GCUUGCGCGCUUGGUACAGAGGCGCUUGAGUCAGUCCUAGACAGAGGAACAGAAUUUUGAGCGCACACUUUGUAAGUUUCGACUACCUCCACAAAUAUUAGCGUCACACAGAGGGACCUUUUUAAGGGGAAACUGUCAGUAUCACUGAGGGGGACGCUGCGUUUGGUGGAAGGACGGCUAACUAGAAUGACAGCGGUCAGAAUGGUGUCGUCAGUGCUGCUGCUGGUGCUGAUGCAGUCCGGUGCCCUUUGCGCACGGAGGUUCCGGGGUGGCCGCAACCCACAACCGCGACGCGCGGCGCCUCCUCCCACCUACCGGGCGGACCGGGGGGACACCACGGAGAGCUUCCCUCUGGAUUUCACCGCGGUGGAGGAGAACAUGGAUAACUUCAUGACUCAGGUGAAGAACCUGGCGCAGUCCCUCUACCCGUGCUCGGCGCAGAAGCUCGACUACGACAUGAAGCUGAACUUUUUGGAGAAUACAUCAGUCACCUGCAACGACGGAAGCCCUGCCGGGUACUACCUGAAAGAGUCCCGGGGCAGCAGGCGGUGGCUGAUAUUCCUUGAGGGUGGCUGGUACUGCUUCAACAAGGAGAACUGUGACAGUCGAUAUGAGACCAUGAGGAGGUUGAUGAGCUCAUCCAAGUGGCCCCAAACAAGAACAGGGAUCCUGUCUCCAUUGCCUGAGGAAAACCCUCACUGGUGGAAUGCAAACAUGGUGUUCAUUCCAUACUGCUCCAGCGAUGUAUGGAGUGGUGCUACAGCCAAGACAGAGCAGAGCGGCUAUGCCUUCAUGGGAUCGCUGAUAAUUCAGGAGGUUGUGAAGGAUCUGUUGGGGAAAGGGCUGGAAAAUGCAAAGGUUCUGCUCCUAGCAGGAAGCAGUGCGGGUGGUACAGGGGUCCUUCUGAAUGUGGAUCGGGUGGCCGAGCUGCUGGAGGGACUGGGGCACACCGGGAUCCAAGUACGGGGCCUCUCAGAUUCAGGCUGGUUUCUGGACAACAAGCAGUACCACUGCACAGACUGUUGGCUGUUUGAUGAAGCCCAGUUGACAGUGGACAACAUCCAGCUGACCGGCCAGCCUGUGCAGGAGGGCCAGUGGCGCUACAUCCAGAAUCUGGGCACCGAGCUGAGGAACACACUUAAAGACGUCCCGGCUAUGUUUGCUCCCGCGUGCCUAUCACACGAAGUCAUCACCAGAAACUACUGGACAGACAUUCAGGUGAAAGGAACCUCUUUGCCCCGAGCGCUGCACUGCUGGGACCGCAGCCUCCACGACGGCAGGAACAACAAGGCUCCGCCCAAAGCCUGUCCGGUGCACCUGAUCGACAGCUGCCCGUGGCCCCACUGCAACCCCACCUGCCCCACCAUCCGGGACCAGUUCACGGGACAAGAGAUGAGCGUCAUUCAGUUUCUCAUGCACAUGGGCUUCGAUGUGCAGAAGGUGGCCCAGCAGCAGGGCAUGGACCCCAGCAAGCUACUGGGCAUGCUCAGUAGCGGCAGCUAAAGGGCCAUCCGCACAAACCAAUACACACUAAGCUAAAAAUCAAGCAGAGCUGGUUGACCUCCCUGGCCAGUUUACCUUGACUGAUACCUCCAACCACUCACCCAUUUUUUCACCUCCCACUUUAUCUGUAAUAGACCCUCCUCUCACCAUUAGUUUACUUUUGUCCAAACCUCAUUCUGCCAAGGUGCUUCACUUAUAUUCCACCAUCUCUUUGCUGGAGAUGAGUCCAGACUCAACAUGUUGGUGUCUCAAGGCACAAAUCUGUGCUGCUUCAUUCUCAAAAGAGCUUCAUUUUUUUGUAAGAUAUAAAAACAUAUCAGUUUUAAGGAUUAUAACUGAUGUUUGCCACUGUUAUUUUCAUACUUCAGUAUAGACAACAUUUAGUUAAUGCAAAUAUCCUACACUGAGUAACGUACACACAGAGAAAUAUCAGAGGAGAAAAGCACUGGAUGGAGAUGGAACGUUCAUUUAGCUCUGAAGCUAAAAAAAUCUGAACAAAUCAUGAACAAUUGCAAUAACUACCUUUCUAACUGUUGAAAGAAGAAAAAAAAAACUAAAUUAUGGGCAGAUAAUGUCUACACUUCAUUCUAUUGGGGUUAUUUUAAGGACAGCCACAAUAAGAAGAUGGCAUACUUUAAUUUCGGUGGUGCUGAAGAUGUCAUACAAAUAUUUUGACAUCCUUAAAUGGUGCUAAAAUGGACUUGGUAGCCCCUCACCAACAGCUAUAGAAACAUCACAGUGCCAUUACAUCUAGACUGCAGGUUACAUCAUUAUUAGAGGACUGUUAAACCUCACAUGUCUUGUUAGCUCACUUCUGUGGCUCAGCGGUCCUCAGAUUCAAUGCAAUGAGCAUGUAAAGGGAGACAAAUAUUGUGUAUUGUAUAUUUUUUGAGUAUUUGUAUAGGUUAUUUCAAGUGUUCACUUUUGUAACUCCCUUCUUAUAUUUCCUUAUAGAGAUCACGUUUUAAUAUAAUGACAAUGUUGUAUGUAAUGAUGUCUUUAUUAAUUAUGUUUUUAAAGGACCUCUAUUCCGCAAACACACCAGAAAAGGAGAAGUAUUACUAAUUGUAAUUUUAUUCUGUAACAUAUUUUUAACAGAAGAAAAACUCAAGCUACAUUGGCAAUUUACAUAUUUAUUUUGUUAUGUAAAUCAUAUUUAUAAGUGCUAUUUUCACAGAGAAGUGAUUCUUUGUAAAUUGUAAAUAUAUUGCUGUUUAUCUCUUUGUGUUAAUUGCAUGUCUUUAUACCAGACUGAGAAGAAAAGACACAUUACAUAAACUAUAAGAUC
This is a messenger RNA of Menidia menidia (Atlantic silverside), 2791 nucleotides long. Lineage: Eukaryota; Metazoa; Chordata; Actinopteri; Atheriniformes; Atherinopsidae. The record is from the annotation of a GenBank genome assembly.